Messenger RNA from Porites evermanni, 2028 nucleotides. The record is from the annotation of a GenBank genome assembly. NCBI's taxonomy places the organism in Eukaryota, Metazoa, Cnidaria, Anthozoa, Scleractinia, Poritidae.
AUGGACGAUUGUGUAAACAAUACAGGGGAUAAUUUCUACGGAGUUUACCUUCUAUAUUGUCUAAAUCCUCGAUAUAAGGGACGCACCUACAUUGGAUUUACCGUUGAUCCCAAUCGCCGAAUCAAACAGCAUAAUGGUGGUGUACAGAAAGGAGGUGCCUUUAGGACCAGUGGAAGAGGACCGUGGUACGUUGUAACUUACAUCAAACAAUUAUCGAUUUACUGUAGGAAGCUAUUCUUAAGCUUCUUUAAACUUUAAACUUCAAUUUUUCGUCAGAGGGUUACGUUAGCAGGGAAAUAUAUACUCAGCAUGGUUAAUUUUUGAACUGAUUUCAAUUUCUCUUUGUAUCUCUCCUUUGAAUUUCAAUGACCGGAGCGCGGAGCUAGGAGUACAGAUUUUUCUAUAAAAGCCUUACUACACAUGUAUUUACUACUUGCAGGGAGAUGAUUUUGAUAGUCCAUGGAUUUCCUAGUGAUAUAAUUGCUCUACAGGUAACAAUUUAAUUUAAAUGUCUUUGCAAAUGUUGUGGUCCAAUUUCAUCUUGGUUCGAAUUGACCACUCUAGAGAAUACCAUAACGUACCAUUUCAAAGUAGACAGACUGCAAAUUAUAUUAGUUGCUAAAAAAUAUAUAUCUACGUGUCGCAAUGCUCUCUGUUUGUUUUACAUAAGCAUUGUUUUCACAGGGGCGGAUCUAGGGGGAGGGUGCAGGGGGUGUGCACCUCCCCUCCCUGAGAUGACUUGCGGUUUUCUAAUACAACUGGUAUUCUGCAACAAAAAAAACUAUGUGGUUUAUUGGUGUUGAAGUAGAGCAAGAGACGAGUGCGCCCCCUCCUAAAAAAGAUCCUGGAUCCGCCCCUGUUUCAGUUUCUCCUGGGACCAUUUCAUCUUCCAAGAGAAACUGAAGACAAUGCUUAUGCAAAAUUUUGGGGUGACAAACAAAGAGCAUUAUGUUAUUGUACUUUCUGGAGUGGUCAAUUUUGCCUUCUUAUAUCUUGAACUCGACGUUAUCAUACAUUACCAUAACCCCUAAAGUUAAAAUUUGAACCAUGGAUAUCACUGAACCAUAAUACAUAUUGCAGCAAUUUAUUAUUACUUUUUUUCCAGUUUGAAUGGGCAUGGCAAAACCCCACAAAAUCUAGACGUCUCCAUCAUGUUUUCAAUAAAAAGACCAAAGAGUCUUGUGUUGCCUAUCGCUUCAGAGUCCUAUCUGCAAUGCUUAAUGUUGGGCCAUGGAAUCGUCUACCUCUUACAAUAAGAUGGCUGAAAGUUCUUAUGGUUUACCUCAAACUACAACUUGUCGUUGGAGGCUGGGUGUACGGAUAUCAUAUACCUGAGGAAAAUAAAAAAAAACCUAAGAAGAGAAACCAAGAGGAAUGUGAGGAGUCAAAAGAUGUUUGCAACUACAAAUGCAUAGAAUGUUCUAAAAGGAUUAAGGUACAGCCAGUUUUUUAAAAGCACCAAUAUUUUUUUGAGGCAGGUGAGAAGCAGUUGGGAAGAGAAAGGAGUUGAGUAUAAUGUGGCUAAAUGAAAUGUUUUCCUUUUUGAUAGUGUACAGAAGUACCUAUGAUUCUUUGUUAUUAAAGUGUUGAUAUGGAUGCAUACUGUUUUUAGUACUGGUUAGGUAUUAUUUUAGGUAACAACUUAUUUAGUGACUGCUUAUAUAUUUACAAAAUAUUAUUCAGUCUAGUGAAUGAAGUUGCAUUCAACAAGGAGUGCAUGUCUUUCACCACCUGACUAUGCUCUCAGAUUUUAAGAUAGUUGAACCAGUUUCUGUUUUCUUGCAGGAUGCAGAUGAAUGCCUCUCUUGUCUUUCAGAAAGUUGUCCAAUGAAAGGUCAUAUAAUUUGCCUGGCUAAAAGGUUCCUCUUCGAUAGUGGGGAAGGUUCAUUCUUGAUACCAGUAGAAGGAGACUGCCCGUUGUGUUAUUGCACAUUCUUAUGGCGUGAUUGGUUGAAAUAUCAGAAUCAGACGGAGAUGUCCGAUUUAAAUUCAGACAGUCCCCACUGGGCAGAGGCUCUUAGGGGAUAA